CAAAUAAACAAAAUCUAGUGACUGACAAAUUCAUAUAAACUGAAUUAGUCUAUAUAUGCUAUCAGGUCUCAAGUUCUGUUUUAACUCGACACUGACGAAUCAUGGCGAAUGUGGCGAUUCUUGAGCUCAAUGGAAACUGUGGUAAUACAGUGGAAGAGAUAGUGAAAAUGGAGAGAGAGAUCUUUCCCGAGCACGAAUCACUGACUUCAUUCUUUCACGAUGAACUUAGAAAGAAGAACAGUGGAUUGCUUUAUCUUCACGUGGAUGGCGAACUUGUAGGCUAUGUCAUGUAUUCUUGGCCUUCUUCCUCGUAUGCCACUAUCACCGAGCUCGCAGUUAAGGAGCAAUGGAGGGGACAAGGCCACGGAGAGGCUUUGUUGAAAGCAGCAAUUCAGAAAUGCAGUACAAGUAAAGUUUUGCGCAUAAUGCUUCAUGUGGAUCCCUUGAGGACUCCUGCAGUGAACCUUUACAAGAAACAUGGUUUCCAAGUUGACACAUUGGUUGAAGGGUACUACUCCUCAGAUAGAAAUGCUUAUAGAAUGUACUUGGACUUCGAUUCAAGUUGAAGGAGAAAAUGAAUAACAUUUGACACAUGAUCUGUGGUUAAUUUAAAGAACAAUUUUAUAACAGAUGAAGGACAAGCAUUUUAAUAAAGAGGGCUUGUAGUUUUUACUUUUGUUUUCCAAACAGAAAAUGGAAGAUAUAUGUUCUGCAAUUGUCUGUACUACUAGACACUAGUACAUGCUUUGUCAAUGACAGGUAACAUUGUGAAAAUGUCUAAAGAAACUAUAGAAAGAUUGAUGAUUACGAAGGUGGAAAUGCUUAAAAUAA
This is a messenger RNA of Glycine soja, 831 nucleotides long. Its product is annotated as putative ribosomal-protein-alanine acetyltransferase. The record is from RefSeq and is a predicted model, not a curated record. Lineage: Eukaryota; Viridiplantae; Streptophyta; Magnoliopsida; Fabales; Fabaceae. The transcript is spliced from 4 exons. The coding region runs from base 102 to 566 and encodes 154 amino acids. Gene Ontology annotation, molecular function: acyltransferase activity, transferring groups other than amino-acyl groups.